Molecule: messenger RNA, 3105 nt
Organism: Seminavis robusta
Lineage: Eukaryota; Bacillariophyta; Bacillariophyceae; Naviculales; Naviculaceae
Source: the annotation of a GenBank genome assembly
AUGGAGAGUGGAGAAGAACAAGUUCCCGGCAGCCCUGACCAACAUCCACCAUACAGGGGUCAUCAGUAUGUACAACAGCAGCUUGUGGAUGUGUCGGUGAUGCCUGCGCCGCCCAGGGUUGAGAUGCCACCAUUGAAUUCUCAGCAGAGCGAGAUCGUGGAUUCGCAGCAAAACGAAAGCGAAAGCAACCACAAUGCUGAAGUCUCCCGUGAGACACAGGAUGAGCCAAUGACACAGGAUGAGCCAAUGACACAGGACACUGACGCUACACAAACCAAGAAGAAAAGGAACAGGUUCCGCUACAACAACAUGCCUCUGCUUGCUGGCGGCGAUUUCUACAUCAAGGAGCAGUACCGGGGCGAAUUCAAAACAAAAUUCCCAAACGGGCUGAAACUUCGCGGCAAGGUUACUGCAUGUCCCAAAGCAGCCAAUGGAAACCUUUACAGCAUCAACUGGACCAUACCAAUCGGUGAAGACCUACCCAUAGCUUGGGUGGAAAGGGCAUUCCCAAAGACCAAGGCGUCGCAGUUGCAAGAAGCGAUCAAAGCUUUCAAGAGAGACCAAGAAGAACAUCCUGAACAGAACAUUGGGCGUGAUUCGAACGUACAACAAAGGGCACCUAUGCAACUGGAAGAAUCCACUCCCACUUCGAUUCUUGCUGCUACUGGAUUGGCUGCUUUGCGAGCUACCACCACGGUGAGUUCACUCUCUAGCGGUAGUGCAAGAGGUGGUGGUUCUUCUAUCAGAACAGGACGUUCUGGUUCUUCGGAACAGUCAAGCUUGCGCAGACGUCACACCAGAGCCAAUCCCAGUGCUGGUUACGAAUCUGCCUCGGAUGAUGGGGAUGACGUUGAUGAGACAGGAGGCGAGUACAUCACCAUUCCCGAAGGAGCGAUUGACGAGGAAGAGAUUGAGAGUGACGUUGACGAGGAACUGGAAGGCAAUAACGAAGAAGAAGAGAAGGAAAAUUCUGAUGACAGUGAUGAGGAACAAGAAGAGAUCCCACCGGAAGCCAAGGAUCUGAAGCAGAAGAUCGAAGAUCUUCUGUUCGUAUGGGAGGAGUGCGAUCCGUCUGAUAAGACUUUAGAUGUGUCGGACCUGUCGGAUGCUACAACGCAGUUGAGGAGAGGAGUUUCUGGCAAAUUUGCCACACCCCUGGAGUGUCUGGCGGUGACUACAGGACUGAACAAAGAAUUUGUUGCACGGCUUGCCCGUAAGUCCAACCAUUAUGGUGAUAACAUGGUAAAGGGAUUGCCCAAUCGACGCUAUCAUGGACAGAAGUGGCGUCCCAUCUCUAUCACGGAGAUGUAUCACUUCUUGGGGAUCAUGCUCAAGAUUUCCUUGUCACCCGUGGAUGGCGGUGGAUAUACGGCAUACUUUAGCCCUGAAGAACGGGGCAUUCUCUUUGAUCGUUCAAUGGCACCGCGAAAGAUCAAGGGAUCAACUGGGUUUGCUGGCGGAGUGAUGCCUCUCACAAGGUUCCGGCAGAUUCGUGGAGCAUUCCACCCGGAAGAAAAGGUUGAAAAGGACCGCGACAAGUGUUAUCAGCUUCGCCAUGCGAUAUGCACCUUCAACACUUAUGCUAGGAACACAUUUGUUGUUGGCAGGGAUCUUUCGUUCGAUGAGGGUGGGAUUGCCACUCGUUCAAAGUAUUGUCCAGUGCGCCAAUACAACAAAAGCAAACCCAAGAAGUUUCGUGUCGAUCUUUUCAUCCUGUCAUGUGCUACUCGCUUCUGCAUCUUUCAUUUGGAUGUCUAUCAAGGCAAGAACAAGCACAACGUUGGCAUUCACAAGGAUCUGGUUUGCUUGCCCACUACGCAGAAAGCACCAAUGAAUGCAAUCUACAGUCUGCGCUUGCAUCUUGACACGAACGCUGCUCCACGACACAUGGCGCUGGACAAUCGCUACAUGGCACCACAAUUAGCUGUUCUGCUCCGGGAACAUGCGAAUAUCAUCGCCACUGGCACUUGCAAGGCUGGACGAAAGGGUUGGAAGAAGGAUCUCAUGACAUUAACCAAGAAAACUGAUCGUGGGAGCUACAAAAUGUUCGUGGACAAGACCAACAAAGUACUUGCUAUUCAGUGGAACGAUUCCAGAAUCGUCAACGUUGUGAGUACGUUGGGAGACACUACCAUUGUAGAAGUGAAGCGACAACUUGGACCCAAAGCGGUGACCUUGCCAUGUCCUUAUCCAGUAAGGAAGUAUCAGCGGACCAUGGGCGGUGUGGACAGAGGAGAUCAGUUGCGUGCACAUGGUGGUGGAUUUGGCAAUAAGGCUCACUUCAAAAAAUGGUACAAGAAGAUCUAUCUUGGUCUUCUAGACUGUUAUCUUUUGAACGCCUUUGUUGCUUGGAAUAUGGCGGCCCGGGAGAGUGUACGUUCAACAAAACAAGAGCUGAAACGCUACGAAUUCUACACAAUUGUUGCAGAAGAAAUGAUGCUGUACGUAGACGAAGACGAAGAUGGGGAAGACGCAAUAACUACCAACAACGUUGCAAGUAACCUCGACAAUCGAUUCAAGAAAGCCGCACACCGAGCCACUACUUUGGUGGGAGGCAGAAGAGGCGUCAAGUGCGCAGUAUGUCGGUUGGAGAACAACAUGGCAGCGAAUAUCAACGAAAAAGGCUUGGCAAAGAAUGUCUUUGGGUGCACAGAUUGUCCCAUACCGGCACACAACCACGUGCCUGGUGAGUCUGAAUGGAAUGGACGACAAAUCUUCAAACGUCCGGAGUUUGCUGGCUUGACCUGCCACGAGAUCGUCCACAGCGCUGAAGGAAUGGGUUUAUGGAAAGUGCACAACAAAAAAGUCGGAAAGGGUGAGCCCGCCUUCACUCCACUGACAACCAACCCAAUCUACCAGGAUCUUUUGUUCUUCCACAGGGGACAUCGAACGCGCAAACGCAAACGCAAUAAUGAGGGUGAUGCUGACGACGAAACUGAGAAGAACAAACGCAAUAAUGAGGGUGAAGAUGCUGACGACGAAGCUGACAACAAUUCGCAAGUGCUAACACAAGAGCAGGAUUCAGAAGACGAAGACGACCGCGACAAGCAAGCUCAGAUUGAGAUGCUCCGUGGCGAAGCUGGAGCCAAUUUCGAACAGAUGUAA